Messenger RNA from Leptopilina boulardi, 1800 nucleotides. RefSeq names its product geranylgeranyl transferase type-2 subunit beta (gene betaggt-II). Gene Ontology annotation, molecular function: Rab geranylgeranyltransferase activity. The record is from RefSeq and is a predicted model, not a curated record. Bases 480 to 1478 code for a protein of 332 amino acids. The transcript has 6 exons. Lineage: Eukaryota; Metazoa; Arthropoda; Insecta; Hymenoptera; Figitidae. Gene Ontology annotation, cellular component: Rab-protein geranylgeranyltransferase complex. Gene Ontology annotation, biological process: protein geranylgeranylation.
AUGAAUUAUCUGGUUUCAUGUCAUGUCGUUUUUUGUGUUUCUUAAAAAGUGAUUGUCGUGAAAAAAAAAAAAAAUUGUAAACAUUGUACAACAAAAUUAUUAAUUAACAGUUUUAUUCUUUUUAAUUAGAUUCAAUAAAGAAAAGACUGAAAUAUUUUCUAUUGUUUAGUAAAGACAUUCUUAAUCGCAUUAUAGAAAUAAGAUUUUUGAUUUUGAGGUUAGAAAAUAUUUUGACAUGUCAAGAAAAAGUUUUUAAUUAAAUUUAAAAAUCGUAACAUGGCGGUUCAUUGAUACUUUUAAAACAUUAAAAAAAUGACGAAAGACACUGAUAACAAUUUCUGUUUAGUAUUCUUGGACUUUUACUUGAGAAACCGAUAAAUGAAAAAUUAAAAGGUUAUAAAAAGAGAAAGAAGAAUUUUUUAUUAACAAUUGUAAUUUAUAAUAAUUAGCUGCUGGAUUUUUAAAUACUUGUUUUCAGAAUGGCAAUCGCAAAGAAUGAUAUUGAAUUGCCAGCUGAUAUUCCACAAUUAUUACUGGAAAAACAUGCAGAUUAUCUCGUUUCCUAUUCAAUGAAUAAAGAUGAUUAUACAUAUUGUAUGACAGAACAUUUGAGAAUGUCAGGUAUAUAUUGGGGCUUAACAGCACUAGAUCUUAUGGAUCAAUUAGAUCGUAUAAAUAGAGAAGAGGUAUUAGAAUUUAUAGGAAAAUGUCAAUAUGAUUGUGGAGGAAUUGGUGCUAGUAUCAAUCAUGAUCCACAUUUAUUGUACACAUUAAGCGCAAUUCAAAUACUUUGUAUAUAUGAUGCAUUGGAUGUGAUUAAUGUUGAUAAAGUUGUGAAAUAUAUAAAAGAAAGACAACAACCUGAUGGGAGUUUUACAGGUGAUAUUUGGGGUGAAAUUGAUGUCAGGUUUUCAUUUUGUGCAGUAGCAUCAUUAUCUCUGCUGGGCAGAUUAGACGAAAUAGAUGUUGAAAAAGCUGUAGAAUUUGUAAAAAGUUGUAUGAAUUUUGAUGGUGGAUUUGGUUCGAAACCUGGAAGUGAAAGUCAUUCGGGACUUAUUUAUUGUAGUCUUGGACUAUUAUCAAUUACAGGUCAUUUACAUUUGGUGGAGGUUGAUAGAUUAGGCUGGUGGUUAGCUGAAAGGCAAUUAGGAUCUGGUGGAUUAAAUGGAAGACCAGAAAAAUUACCAGAUGUUUGCUACUCGUGGUGGGUUUUAUCAUCCCUUUCAAUCUUGGGACGAUUGCAUUGGAUAGAUAAAGAAAAAUUGUUGAAUUUUGUGAUGUCGUGUCAAGAUUUAGAGACCGGAGGUUUUAGCGAUCGACCUGGAGACAUGGUGGAUCCAUUUCACACCUUAUUUGGCUUAACAGCUGUAUCAUUACUGGACACCAAAACUACAUUGAAAUCAAUUAAUCCAACAUAUUGCAUGCCACAAUAUGUUAUAGAUCGUUUAGGUUUAAAACCAUCUCGACUAUCAAGAUGAUUUACCAUCCGAGGUUUUUUUCCUCAACAAUGGUUUUUAAUUUCACCGAAAGAUGUCAGCACUUACUCGAGAAUUCAAUGUGAAAAAAAACAAUUUUACACGAUUUCUGUAAACUUUCACUUAUGUCGCUUCAUCUAUUUUUUUCCAAUCAAUCAGUAUCGAAUUUAGAAAUUCAUUAAAUAUCAACAAAAUUUUUUUUUAUAUAACAAUAUUUUGUAAUCAAUGAUCUAGAUUCAUAUUUCAGAAUUUUGCGCAAUUUUACUACAAUCAGAAAUGUGAUGUAGAUUCUUCUAAAAUAAAAGUACUGUUUACACUUGUAAAA